AUGCCUGCCGUGCUGCGCUCCCCGCUGCCGCGCAGCGUGCGCCGGAUGGCCGUGCUGGCGGCCGCGACAGCGCUGCUGGCUGCUGUGUGCCUGCCGGCCCCCGCCCGCGGCAGCGUGGAGUGGGUGCUGCAGCAGGUGCAGGUGCUACACCGCCACGGCUCGCGCUCGGCGGUGCCAUCCUACAACGCAACGGACAUCUGCGGCUCGACGCCGUGCGGGGAACUGAACCCCGAGGGCGAGACGAUGGUGCGGAACGUGGGCGAAUUCCUGCGCGCUCGCUACACCGCGGACGCGACGGUGGUGGACGCGCCGUUCUUGCCCUCGUCGGACUACGACCUCAGCGUUGUGGCGUCGCGCUCCACGGACGUGCAGCGCACGCUGCAGAGCGCACAGCUGCUCCUUGCUGGGAUGUUCCCGAACGCGAUCCGGCUGAUCCCUGCCAUCCACACCGUGCCGAUGUCCCAGGACACGAUGUUGAACACGUUCUCGCAGCCGUGGGUUGCGCUGUAUGCGACGUACGCUACUGCCGCCCAGCAGGCGCGAACGAACCCCGUGGUUGACCACUACUUUCCCGACUGGACGGAGCUCAGGGGUCUCGCUGCGGAGGUGUGGAGUGAGGGCUACUGCUCCAACUACGAGACGCGUCUGAACUGUGCCAUUAUGCUGUUCGACAUCGCCGCUGCCAAGCGCUCUGUAGGCAAGCUGCCAGCCGCUGUUGCCGCCCGGUACGACGACCUGCAUGCGAUUAUCGCAGAGUGGUUCCGCGGUAUGUGGCACUACGACGCCAGCAACCCCUUCCUCGUGCAGCAGGGCGGGCGCGGGCAGCCGUUCCUGCAGCAGGUGCUGACGAACAUGGACGACUUUAUCGCUGCCCGCAGCACGUACAAGGUGAUGCACUACAGCGGCCACGACAUCUCCCUCGCUGCCGUGUGGGGCACACUGGGCGACAGAAGUGCGUACGCGAUGCAGCCCACCUACGCGCAGACGUUUGUGCUUGAGCUUUUGAAGAGCGCGACCACCGGCGAGUACGGCGUGCGCGUGCUGCGCGGGUGGCCCGGGCAGACCCCUGACACGGGCUUCACCUUCUCUUGGGACCCGACGUGGCAGCUGCGGUGUCGGGGCAGGGACGAGACGAACUACGCUGCGACGGACAACCUGUGCCCGCUGGAGGACUUCCGGCGCUACGUUACGUGGACGGUGGGGACAGACCCGCGCGGGAUGUGCCUGCUGGACGUGGCGACGUCUGCUGUCCUGAACUGCCCGACGGCUGAGGCGGAACAGACCGUCGGCGUGGCGCUGUCCGAGUCGUGCUCGCUGUACCGCGCGGUGUGCCCCCAAUACGCGUGCGCACCUGGCUACGUGCUGUCCGCGUCGGAGUCGCGUUGCACGUGCGCGUCUGCUGCGUGCCUGGUGUCGCGCGGUGGCGAGGGCAAGGCCAAUGUGUCUGUGACGGUGAGUAUGCCCGGAGUGUCUCGAGGCGCUGCUGCCGGCAUCGCGAUGGCGACGUUCUCCGCCGGUGCCCUUCUUGCCGUUGUGAUGACGCUGAUCGCGCUGGUGCUGCUGCGCUGCAGCGGUGGCAGUGCGCGCUACUCGGGGCCCUGCGGCAAGUGCGUGGCGCGUGGCGAGCCGACGCGUGAGGCCAUAUAG
Molecule: messenger RNA, 1647 nt
Organism: Leishmania braziliensis MHOM/BR/75/M2904
Lineage: Eukaryota; Euglenozoa; Kinetoplastea; Trypanosomatida; Trypanosomatidae
Product: putative membrane-bound acid phosphatase
Exons: 1
Coding region: 1-1647 (548 amino acids)
Biological process (GO): dephosphorylation
Molecular function (GO): phosphatase activity
Source: RefSeq, a predicted model, not a curated record